UGGCCAGAGCCGGUUGCCAGGGCGACGCCUGCGAAGAUGGCGGCUGCGUCUCCGUUGGAUUUCGACAGCGGCAAAGCUGAGAGCAAUGAAGCCAGUUCGAAAUGGCUGGAUGCGCACUACGACCCCCUGGCCAACAUCCACACCUUUUCCGCCUGCCUGGCGCUGGCAGAUUUGCAUGGGGACGGGGAGUCCAAGCUGGUGGUGGGGGACCUUGGCCCGGGCGGGCAGCAGCCCCGCCUGAAGGUGCUCAAAGGACCCAGAGUACUGACUGAAAGCCCACUGCCCGAGCUACCGGCCGCGGCUGCCACCUUCCUCAAGGACCAACAUGAGCCCCGAACACCAGCUCUGGCACUUGCUUCAGGCCCUUGCGUGUAUGUGUAUAAGAAUCUUAGGCCCUACUUCAAGUUCAGCCUGCCCCAGUUGCCUGCAAACCCCCUAGAAGAAGAUCUUUGGAACCAAGCCAAAGAGGACCGGAUCGACCCCGUGACCCUGAAGGAGAUGCUGGAAGACAUCCGGGAGAAGGCAGAGGUGCCUUUGUCUGUACAGUCGCUCAGGUUUCUGCAGCUGGAGCUGAGUGAAAUGGAGGCGUUCGUGAACCAGCACAAGUCCAAGGCCAUCAAACGUCAGACAGUCAUCACCACCAUGACCACCUUAAAGAAGAACCUGGCUGACGAAGAUGCUGUGUCAUGCUUGGUACUGGGCACCGAGAACAAGGAGCUCCUGGUGCUGGACCCGGAGGCCUUCACCACUUUGGCCACGAUGAGCCUACCCAGCGUCCCCGUCUUCCUGGAGGUGUCUGGCCAGUUCGAUGUGGAGUUCCGGCUGGCCGCUGCCUGCCGCAAUGGGAACAUCUACAUCCUGAGAAGAGACUCCAAGUGCCCCAAGUACUGCAUCGAGCUGAGCGCCCAGCCUGUGGGGCUUGUCCGGGUCCACAAGGUCCUGGUGGUGGGCAGCAACCAAGACAGCCUGCAUGGCUUCACCCACAAGGGUAAGAGGCUGUGGACGGUGCAGAUGCCUGCAGCCAUCCUGACCAUGAACCUCCUGGAGCAGCAUUCCCGGGGCCUGCAGGCCGUCAUGGCCGGGCUAGCCAAUGGAGAGGUCCGCAUUUACCAUGACAAGACCCUGCUCAAUGUCAUCCGCACCCCGGAUGCAGUGACCAGCCUUUGCUUUGGCCGCUUCGGGCGGGAAGAUAACACCCUCAUCAUGACUACGCGAGGUGGUGGCCUGAUCAUCAAGAUCCUGAAGCGCACAGCAGUGUUUGUGGAGGGGGGAGGGGAGCUGGGCCCCCCACCAGCCCAGGCCACAAAACUCAGCGUGCCCCGAAAGACUCGGCUUUAUGUGGACCAGACGCUGCGAGAGCGGGAGGCCGGCACCGCCAUGCACCGGACCUUCCAGACCGACCUCUACCUGCUGCGCCUCCGGGCUGCCCGUGCCUACGUGCAGGCCCUCGAGUCCAGCCUGAGCCCCGUGUCUGCAACAGCCCGGGAGCCACUCAAGCUACACGCUGUGGUUCAAGGCCUGGGCCCCACCUUUAAGCUCACACUGCACCUGCAGAACACCUCGACAGCCCGGCCCAUCCUGGGGCUGCUGAUCUGCUUCCUGUACAACGAGGCGCUCUAUGCCCUGCCCAGGGCCUUCUUCAAGGUUCCCUUGUUGGUGCCAGGGCUCAGCUACCCCCUGGAGACCUUUGUGGAGAGUCUCAGUGACAAGGGCAUCUCAGACAUUAUCAAGGUGCUAGUGCUUCGAGAA
Myotis lucifugus (little brown bat) is the source of this 1749-nucleotide messenger RNA. RefSeq names its product Bardet-Biedl syndrome 1 (gene BBS1). Gene Ontology annotation, cellular component: centrosome; BBSome; axoneme. The transcript has 17 exons. Gene Ontology annotation, biological process: protein localization to cilium; non-motile cilium assembly. The record is from RefSeq and is a predicted model, not a curated record. Lineage: Eukaryota; Metazoa; Chordata; Mammalia; Chiroptera; Vespertilionidae. Gene Ontology annotation, molecular function: patched binding; smoothened binding. The annotation marks the transcript as partial.